GUGCUUGUUGAUGGUCCAUGUAGUGGUGUUCCACGCCAAGCAUUAAGAAUCAAUCAAUUACAUUUAACUAAGUUCAACAUCAAAUUCCCAUACCUUGGUUCCACACGUGUUGUUCGAAAAGCAUGGACAGAUGCUAAAGUUGAUGAAAAAUGGGCAGAGAGCAUGUGGGCUAGAAAGCUCGCAGCUAAACAAGCGAGAGCAAAUAUGGGAGAUUUUGACCGCUUCAAAUUGAGAAAAGCACGUCAAAGAAGAAAUCGUCUACGCACUGUUGCUUUCAACUGCUUAAGAAAGACUGCAGCACGUAAUGGAUCAUUAUUUGGUAAAGGCACAGCCACCAAAGGUGGAGACAAACCGAAGCCUAAAAAAGUUGUAAAAAAAUAAGUUUGUCUUAAGUUCUUGAAUAAAAUAUAUUUAAAAUA
Ctenocephalides felis (cat flea) is the source of this 419-nucleotide messenger RNA. RefSeq names its product 60S ribosomal protein L14 (gene RpL14). Gene Ontology annotation, molecular function: structural constituent of ribosome; RNA binding. The record is from RefSeq and is a predicted model, not a curated record. Gene Ontology annotation, cellular component: cytosolic large ribosomal subunit; ribosome. Gene Ontology annotation, biological process: ribosomal large subunit biogenesis; translation. Lineage: Eukaryota; Metazoa; Arthropoda; Insecta; Siphonaptera; Pulicidae.